This is a messenger RNA of Mesorhabditis spiculigera, 1446 nucleotides long. NCBI's taxonomy places the organism in Eukaryota, Metazoa, Nematoda, Chromadorea, Rhabditida, Rhabditidae. The record is from the annotation of a GenBank genome assembly.
AUGUCUUCCCUCCCAAAUAUCAACCAUUUACGGCGCGACUCUUCUAAUUCUAAUUAUUCCGGCGAGCAGACGAUCGUCGACGGAAUGAUUGAAAAGGCUGUUCUAGAGCGGAUUGAUGGAUCGAAACAAGAUAAAGUUGACAGACUUGAACAGCUAAGCAUUGCCAUUGCUGUCUGCAAGGAGAAGCUGCGCGAUCAGUCACUGCAAGCCACUCCAGAUGGAACGCCGACCGAGAGUCUGGACCUCAAUCUCAAGAAACUUCUCAUGGAAAAAUUGGUUGAAUAUGGGCUUGAGAAGCAGAACUUACAGGAUGCCCAGGAACAGUCAAUGGAGUAUAAAAAGAUUAGAGGGCAUGAUUUCACAGCCCAAUCUGCUAGGGGUAAAAACCCUUGUUGCGAAGUGUGUCUUCACACAAUAUGGCGGCUCGUCCAAUAUUGGCGUCGGUGCAGAACAUGCGGUAUGCGAGUACACGAAAAGUGCCUCGACUCUGUGAAGCGUGAUUGCGCCUCAAUGGUUGGCCUCAGAGUCGAUUUUGAAUACGAUACAACGAUUACUCCUGAACUCGGUCUGCACGUCCAAAAAUUCCGAUGCGCAGAAUGUGAGCAACAUAUUGUUUUCGACAGCUCAUCAGCAAAAGAGCCUCGUCUUUGCGGCCUGACCGGACUCUACUAUUGUCCGGAUUGCCAUUGGAAUGAUGAAUGGCCGAUUCCCGCACGGUUGAUCCAUAAUAUGGACCCUACUCCGCAUCCGGUAUGCAGAUCUACAAAGCAGCUACUCGCCAUCACACAAAAUAAGCCUUUGAUCUCGCUCCAUGAUUAUAAUCCACGACUAUUCGCCCUUCACUCUGGCCUAAAGAAGGUCCAUCGCUUUAGAAAAGAUUUCUUGGUCAUGAAGUGCUACUUCGUCAGCUGCAAGAAUGCCAGAAGCCUACGCAUCCUACAGUAUCUCCGGAAGCAUCAACAUUUUGUCGAAGACUCUCGUUUGUAUACUCUUAACGAGCUCCGAGACAUCUCCACCGGGCGGCUAUGCAAUGAGCUUGAAGAUAUCCACACUGUUUUCCGGAAACAUAUUGAAGAGGAAUGUGAAACUUGCAGGGGCAACGGAUUUUAUUGCGAGCUUUGUGAUUCUAACAAGAAGGAGAAAAAUCAGCUCCUAUUCCCAUUUUCUGAAGGGGUCUCGAUGUGCUCAAAGUGUUGCUUCGUCUUCCACAAAAAAUGCUUUGAUGCAGCUGAACAGAAUUGCCCGAGUCGUACACUCCCUCAAUCGGCAAUGGAGCACAGCCUUCUUAUGGAAUCGGCAAUGGAGCUCAGCCAACAAACUCGAUCGGAGGAGGUGCUCAGCCAAACAACCAGAUCGGCGGUGGAGCCCAGCCCAACAACAACAUCGGAAAUGGUGCCCAGCCAAUGUACAGCCCUUCCAUCGGCAAUGGAGCUCAGCCGACCUGCA